This is a messenger RNA of Homalodisca vitripennis (glassy-winged sharpshooter), 1533 nucleotides long. Its product is annotated as Fanconi anemia group A protein homolog. Bases 110 to 1435 code for a protein of 441 amino acids. The transcript is spliced from 9 exons. Gene Ontology annotation, cellular component: Fanconi anaemia nuclear complex. The record is from RefSeq and is a predicted model, not a curated record. Lineage: Eukaryota; Metazoa; Arthropoda; Insecta; Hemiptera; Cicadellidae. Gene Ontology annotation, biological process: interstrand cross-link repair.
CUUCCGAAAUUUGUGCCAAGGCUAAAGAACCAUACUCAACAAGUGACUUGAGUACUCUUCGAGAUUUAUUAACUGCUUUGUCAUCUUAUGACCAUAAUUUAAUAAUAUCAUGGUUCAGAUUACAGGAGAAGCUUCUUCCCUUAGAGUUGUUAUGGCUGUUGCAGUCUCAAGGCCUAGUACAAUUUACUACACAUAUUUACUAGAACCAAUUAAACAUCUAGUUUAUUUGUGGUCUGAGGAUGAAUCACUGUGCAUCAGCAAAACAAAUUUAAUUGCUGGCCUGAGUGACCAGUUUGAGAAACAGAUUUGGUGUCAAGAUGAGACCUUGCGACAAAACUGUGCAGAGACUGUGGCUGGACUGUUGGCAACUCUGGUAAAUCUUGGUCCUCACACUUCUCGUCAUGUCUAUGGGCCAGCCCAGCAACUGUUGGAGACCGUCGUGGAGAAGUUUGUUGAUAGGCUCUUUGAAGAUUCCUCAGUUCCUGAGAUACCAGUACCUUUCCUCUCCAAGCUAUUGGGCAGCUCUGUCUGUGUACAGUCCAGACUACAAGUGUUCUGUGUGUCUGUGCUACGAACAUUUGUACAGUCUGUGAGAAAAGGAGUUACGGUUGAAGAGGCUAUACGGGAUCAAUCUGAGCUUUAUACAACCAGCAAAUCUUCUCCUGUGACCACUGAAAUCAUUAGUAAGGUUCUGUCAAAGUUACCAGCAGAAGAUGUUAUAAAUGAAUUGAGCAAAAUCGUACUUGAAGAGCAAUUCAACUGGCGUUGGCUAUUGACAACUGUUUCAGUGUUUGUUUCAUCAAGUACACAAGGAGCUGAAACUCUUAAAGCUACAGUGGAAAACUGGAUGAUACAGGCGUUUUCCAGCAAGGACUCACGUUUGUUGUCUGCUGCAGUUCUCUGUGCACGACAGUGUUGUACAGAAAACAUGCAAGUGUUUGGUUCCUACGCAACGUGGUUCGGUGGCCUACAAGUGCGCCCAGCAUCGGCCUUCAAAUUUCUCUUCAGUUUCUUAUCGGAGAUGGUCCCUUUUGAGCCGGUUUUAUGUCUCAAGAUCCAUGUCAAUAAGGUACCUUCAGUGCCUGCUAACUGCCACAGUGUAGUAGCAGACUACACGAAUCUCGCCAAGACUAGACUGGCAGACCUCAAACAGACCACUGACUACGUCGGUCUCUUCGGAGAGUACACCACUACAGAACAGGAGGGCCGUGAAGCUGAUGUCGCCAAAGUGGUAGCCUACUUCAAUCAGACUAGAGAAAUUAUGAAAAUAGUUUUAGAAGCCUCUGUGUUUAGAAAACAAUUUUAUGAAAAAGUGUUCUUGGCUGAAUUACUGAAAGACUACAAUUUAAGGCAUGUGGAGUUUAUUAAGAAAUUAUAUAGUAUAGGAAAAAUUCCUCAUGCUCUGUAUAAUAGAUGGCGGCAACAAUGGUUUUGAAUAUAUAUUAAUUUUUGUUUAAAUACCUUAUUUAAUGAAUAUUGUUGUAAAGUAUAUUUCUUAUUAUAAAUAUUAUUGAAUAAACAAAUAUUAAAAAA